Messenger RNA from Cryptomeria japonica (Japanese cedar), 660 nucleotides. RefSeq names its product ethylene-responsive transcription factor 12-like. Gene Ontology annotation, molecular function: DNA-binding transcription factor activity; DNA binding. The transcript has a single exon. The record is from RefSeq and is a predicted model, not a curated record. NCBI's taxonomy places the organism in Eukaryota, Viridiplantae, Streptophyta, Pinopsida, Cupressales, Cupressaceae. Gene Ontology annotation, biological process: regulation of DNA-templated transcription. Bases 1 to 660 code for a protein of 219 amino acids.
AUGUCCUUCAAAGGAGCCCAACGAAUUUCCAAGAAGGAGAAGGCAAUGCAGUACAUAGGAGUAAGAAAGAAGUACCAUGGAGGCUUUGGAGUAGAGAUUCGAGACCGCGCCAUCAAUGGUCGUGUGUGGUUGGGCACCUAUAAAACCCCUGUGGAGGCAGCCCUUGUAUAUGAUGAGGCAGCCAGAGCUGUGAGAGGUCCCAAAACCAAAACCAAUUUCCCACUUCCUCAUUUCAAACCCACCUGCACCCAAUUUCUCUCAUCUGGAGCUUUGGAAAUCCUCAAGGCCAAGUCUAAUUCCCCACUUCCCCACCCCAAUGAUGCUCAAGAAAAAAACGCCACCACCCAUCUUCCACCACCUAGAGCUUUACAAGGCCGCAAACCCAUGAAAACCAAUGAAAAAUCCAAUGUCACUAAGCCCUGGACCCAUGCUUUUCUCACUAGAUACCACAAUGUGGGCAAUGCCAGCUCUGAUCUGGCUUCUUGUGAUGCUCAAGUGCCGAACCUUCAGGAUAGUGUAGAUUUUGAUGGUGUUUCACCUUCGUCGACUGUGAUAGACAAGGAUAAUUCUUCCACAACAUCUGGGCAUAAUGGGAGGUGGUUAGAUUUGAACCUUCCUCCACCGGAUGAAGAUGAUGAAGACCAUUCUUGCUUCGUUUGA